Messenger RNA from Labeo rohita (rohu), 5006 nucleotides. RefSeq names its product complement C3-like. The transcript has 40 exons. The record is from RefSeq and is a predicted model, not a curated record. Lineage: Eukaryota; Metazoa; Chordata; Actinopteri; Cypriniformes; Cyprinidae. Gene Ontology annotation, molecular function: protein binding; endopeptidase inhibitor activity. Gene Ontology annotation, cellular component: extracellular region. The coding region runs from base 50 to 4750 and encodes 1566 amino acids.
GGGUAUAAAUCUGAGGACACUCACAGGAAGAGACACACAGACAGACAGGAUGGACGUGAAUCUGCUGUUUCUGACUGUUGUUCUUCUCUCCUCACCGCUCCUCACACUAUGUGACCCACUAUUUGUUCUGUCAGCUCCUAAUUUGCUGAGGGUGGGUUCCUCAGAGAACGUGUUUGUGGAGGCUCAGGAUUACUCUGGAGGAGACCUGAAUGUAAAGAUCUCGGUAAAGAAAUUCCUAAAGAAAAACAUGGAGAUACUGUCUAAAUCAGUGACACUGACUGCAGCCAACAGUUUUCAGAUUCUUACAGAUAUAAAGAUCCCUGAUGAUCAGAACUUAUUUUCUGAUGAUCCUCUGGAGAAGCAGUAUGUGUAUCUACAAGCUCAGUUUCCAUCCGUCACUCUGAAGAAAGUGGUCAUGCUCUCAUUCCAGUCUGGAUAUAUAUUUGUACAAACAGACAAGCCCAUCUACACACCUGCUAGCACAGUUUCUUACAGGAUUUUCUCUCUGACACCCACAAUGAUACCAUUCAGUGCUGUUAUCACAGUGGAAAUCAUGAACCCUCAAGGCAUCACAGUUUCAUCAGAGAAGAUAUCUCCAGUGAAAGGCAUGAAUUCAGGAAGAUACGCCAUCCCUGAGAUUGCCAGCUCUGGGAUCUGGAAAGUGGUCACACGGUUCUCAAACACUCCUCAGAAGACCUUUAUUGCAGACUUUGAGGUCAAAGAAUAUGUGCUUCCAGCAUUUGAAGUGAAAUUAAAGCCCAGUAAGUCAUUCUUCUAUGUGCGUGAUGAGAGUCUGAGAGUCGACAUUGAAGCCAAGUACCUGUUUGGACAGAAGGUGGAUGGAAAUGCAUUUGUGGUGUUUGGUGUGAUGGACGGAGAGAAGAAAACAAGUAUUCCUACAUCUCUGCAAAAAAUUCAGAUAAUAAAAGGAGAAGGUACUGCAGAACUGACCAAUCAGAUGAUCACUAUGUCCUUUCCUAACAUUAAUCAGCUGGUUGGACAAUCAAUCUAUGUUUCUGUCAGUGUUUUAACAGAAAGUGGAAGUGAAAUGGUGGAAGCAGAAAGGAGAGGCAUUCAGAUUGUGACGUCACCGUACACCAUCCACUUCAAAAAAACACCACAAUUCUUCAAACCUGGAAUGCCCUUCAGUGUCUUGGUAUAUGUAACAAAUCCUGACCAGACGCCUGCUGUAAAUGUGGAUGUGGAAGUGGUGGGCAGUCAGGUGGCGGUCAAAGGUCAGACAAGAGACAAUGGCAUUGCAAAGGUUAUAGUCAACACUCUGGGAGGAUCUUCUACACUGGAGAUCACUGCAAAGACCAAAGAUCCACAUUUAAGCAAUGAACAGCAGGCAGUGAAGAAAAUGACAGCUCAGGCCUACAAGCCCAAAAAUGGCUCCAACAACUACUUACACAUCUUCACUGAAGCUCCAGUGUUUCAGAUAGGUGAUUUAAUGACUGUCUAUCUAAACACUGGACAAAAUCCAGGAGUCAAAGACCAAGACUGCACAUACAUGAUCUUAAGUAAAGGUCAGAUUGUAAAAGUAGACAGGUUUAAGAUGAAAGGACAGUCUCUAGUGGCUCUGUAUCUACCUGUAACCAAAGACAUGGUGCCGUCCUUCCGCAUUGUGGCGUAUUACCACGUGGGCUCAUCUGAGGUGGUGUCUGAUUCAGUCUGGGUCGAUGUGAAGGACACGUGCAUGGGAAAGCUCCAGCUUAAGGUGAAGGACAAAAGGAAUUCCUAUGACACAGGAGAUGAGGUCAAGCUGCAGAUAACUGGAGAUCCUGGAGCUAAAGUUGGUCUGGUGAUUGUUGACAAGACUGUGCAUGUCCUUAACAAGAACAGACUCACUCAGACAAAGAUCUGGGACGUCAUAGAGAAGCAUGACACUGGCUGUACAGCAGGAGGUGGAAGGGACAGUAUGGGGGUUUUCACUGAUGCAGGUCUGAUGUUUGUGUCCAACACUGCAGGAGGGACCAACACGAGAACAUCACCAGAGUGUCCCUUCCUUUCAAGGAGAAGACGGCGAUCGCUGGAUGAUGGUGACGACUAUUAUACAGAUUCUGAAGAGAUUGUGUCACGUACAUGGCUCCCUGAGAGUUGGCUUUGGGAGGAGAUUGAGCUACCCAAUAGUAUUGGAAAUGACUAUCGAACAACAUCAGUCACAGAAAAAGUGAUCUUCCUGAAACAAUCUGUUACUUCCUGGCAGAUCUUGGCUGUCAGUCUGUCACCAACACUUGGCAUCUGUGUGGCAGAAUCUAAGGAAAUGGUCGUUUCUAAGAGCUUUUUUGUUGAUCUCAAGAUGCCUUACUCAGCAGUUCGUGGUGAACAACUGGAAAUCAAGGCCAUUAUUCACAACUACACCCCAAGGAAGCAGAAGGUGCGUGUGGAGUUCAUGGAGACAGAAGAUGUUUGCAGCUCUGCCAGUAAGAAAGGCAAAUACAGAAUGAUGGUGAACGUUGACAAAGACUCCAGCAUAUCCGUUCCAUAUGUGAUUAUUCCCAUGACUCUGGGAAAUCACAUGACUGAGGUGAAAGCUUCAGCAUAUGAUGCUGUUUACACUGAUGGAGUGAGAAAGACGCUGAAGGUGGUGUCUGAGGGUGUGCUGACUACAUUACAUAGAGAAAAUGUGGAGCUCAAUCCUGCUAAGAAUGGGGAAACAACUUUAGUUUUUAAAGCUGAAAUACCAGCUGAUCGGCUUCCAGAUACACCUGCUAACACGUACAUCUCAAUUACUGCUGGAGAGAUCGCUCAGACAGUCGAGCAUGUCAUCAGUGGAGACUCCUUAGGUCAUCUUAUUAUCCCACCCAGUGGUAAUGAAAUGGAGGACAUGUUCUAUAUGAUUCAACUUAUCGUUGUCAUUCAUUAUCUGGACAGCACCAAUCAGUGGGAGGCUGUUGGCAAGGAACGCCGUAAUGAAGCCAUCAACUAUAUCAGUGAAGGUUAUCAACGGCAACUGGCCUUCCGUAAUUCAGAUGGAUCCUACUUUGCUCCUCCGUUCCUAUUUUGGACAGACACGAGGAGCAGCGCAGUGUGGACAGUUAUGGCGGUCAAAGUCUUCACCAUGGCCUAUGACAUUGUUUCUAUAGAUGAUAAUGUGAUCUGCAGUGCCCUGAAGUGGCUGAUUCUCCACGCACAAAAACAAGACGGCUCCUUUAAUGAGGCUUACGCAGAGAUGGAAGAUGGAUUGACAGCCUUUUUCGUGAUCACAGUGCAAGAGGGCAGAGAGAUCUGUGCUGAAUCAGUUGGUAUUGCAUCUGAAGUAAGUAUCAGGAAGGCUGUUUCUUUCUUGGAAGGACGACUUCCAAAACUGACCGAUCCUCUCACUGUUGCAUUCAUGUCCUACGCCAUGGCCAGUGCCGACAAACUCAAUAAAGACAUCCUGAUGAAGCAUUCCACCCAUGGAGAAGAUGGUCGGUCCUGGACUGUCACUGGAGAGAGUUCUAGCUCCGUGCAAGUGACGGCGUUAGCUGUGCUGGCGCUUGUGAAGGCCAAAGACUUUGAUAAAGCAAAAGAGGCAGUGCACUGGCUGAAAAAACAACAGGAUCCCAAAGGAGGAUAUGGCGAGCCACGGGUGACCAUCUUUGUGCUUUGGGCCAUGAGAGAGUAUCACAUGCUGAUGAAGGACCAACAAAACUUCAGUUUGGAUGUGGAGUUCUCCAUCGCAGGAAGAAGCAAACCUGUCAAAUAUACUUUCAAAAAUGAUAAUAUGCAUCUUACACGGUCUGACAAGGUGGAGAUAAACAAGGAGUUCACUGUAACUGCUAGAGGAACUGGAACAGCCACUCUCUCAGUUCUGACGGUGUACUAUGCCAGACCUGCUGAGAAGAAGUCUGACUGUACAUUCUUUGAUCUGACUAUUAAAAUGGAAAAAGACUGUGAAACAAAACAAGGAGCCAUUGAAACGUACACCUUGGAUUUCUACUACAAAAGUGAUAAACCUGAUAAAACUGAUGCCACUAUGACUAUUCUGGACAUUGGCUUACCAACUGGAUUUAACAUUGACGAAAAUGAUCUUAAAAGGUUGUCCACAGGGAAGGAGAGAUACAUUCAGAAAUUUGAGAUGGACAAAGUGCUGUCAGAGCAACGAUCCCUCAUCCUCUACAUAGACAAGGUUUUGCGUAAAGAUCCACAAAUAAUUUCCUUCAAAAUGCACAAGAUGUUUAAUGUGGGUCUGCUACAACCUGCUGCGGUCACAAUAUAUGAGUAUUACUCACCGGAUGCACGCUGUACAAAGUUCUACCACCCUGAAAGGACAGAUGGUGCGUUAUACAAACUGUGUAAAGGAGAUUUGUGCCAGUGUGCAGAAGAAAACUGCAGUUUCCAGAAGAAGAAUGUGGUCAGUGAUGAUUUGCGUCUAAAUAAAGCCUGUGAAGCUGGCAUGGAUUAUGUUUACAAAGUCACAGUGGUGGGGAUGGAUUUGCAACAGACAGUUGACACAUACGACAUGAAGGUGGAACAGGUGCUGAGAGAAGGCACUGAUGAGGAAGUUAAGGGGAAAGUGAGACAAUUUUUGGCUCAUCCCAGAUGCAGAGAACAUUUGGGAUUGGUAAAAGGCAAGUCGUACCUUAUCAUGGGCAAAUCUGUUGACCUGCCAAACCUAGGCGGAAGUCCGCAGUAUAUUUUUGGAGAGCAGACCUGGGUUGAAUACUGGCCUACAAGAGAGGAAAGCCAAACUACAGAACACAGGGAUAGAUACAUCGGCAUCAGUAAUCUCACAGACAGCCUUCUCAAAUCCGGAUGUGCUACAUGAAUAUAGUAUAACAACUAUGGCUAUAUUAUGAACUGUAACUUUGUCUUUUGCAUACUCUAAGUAGAUUGUUCAUAAUAAUAAUAAUAAUAAUAAUAAUAAUAAUAAUAAUAAUAAUAAUGCUUUUUACCAAAAUAUGCUGGUGUAUAGUGUAUGAUGGUGUAUGAUGGUGCAUAUUUAGCAUAUUUUAUCCAUAACUGUGACAAAAGAUAAAAAUAGCAAUUAAAUUAAAAAUUAAACCAUGCAAAUAAAAAAAAAG